Beta vulgaris subsp. vulgaris (sugar beet) is the source of this 813-nucleotide messenger RNA. RefSeq lists its product as uncharacterized. The transcript has a single exon. Bases 1 to 813 code for a protein of 270 amino acids. Lineage: Eukaryota; Viridiplantae; Streptophyta; Magnoliopsida; Caryophyllales; Amaranthaceae. The record is from RefSeq and is a predicted model, not a curated record.
AUGAAUCGCAAUGAAGCUGAACGAUCUGCUAACGUAGUUUCCGGUACUUUCUCUAUGAACUUCGCUCUCGUUAAAGUGUUAUUUGAUUUUGUGGCGACUUAUUCGUUUAUUUCGUCAUCCGUCAUUGAAAGUACGGGGUUGGUAGAUUUUGAAGUAAUUGACUUGCCUAUUAGUAUACCUACUAGAGAGGUAAGGUGUACCAAAUUAUUCAAAGAUUUGCCUAUGAAGAUAGGAGACUCUAUAUUCCCUUCUGAUUUGAUAGAGUUCAAUUUGGGAUAUCUAGAUGUUAUACAUGGAAUGAAUUGGUUAGAUUUCUACAAGGGUAAAAUAGACUGUGAAGCCGAGAAAGUAGUGUUGAAAAGCUCUUUGGGAAAUUUAACUUCGUAUAGACAAUUUGGUAAGCCUAAGAACUUUGUGGUUAUUUCUGCAAUGCAAGUGAAAAUAUUGAUGAAAAAGGGGUGUGAAUUGUUUUUUUGUAGCGUGCAAGAUAUAGGCAAAGAGGUUAGACUGAAGAUUGAGGAUGUACCAAUUGUGAACAAGUUUAUGGAUGUGAUUCCAAGUGAAAUUUCUAGUAUGCCGCCUGCAAGAACUAUUGAGUUCACCGUAGACUUAGUUCCUGGCACUACACCUAUUUCUGAGGCACCAUAUAGAAUGGAAACUCCUGAGAUGAGUGAAUUGAAGACGCGGUUGCAAGAGCUGUUGGAUCAGGGUUAUAUUAGGCCUAAUAAGUCACCUUGGGGAGCUCCCGUGCUGUUUGUGAAGAAUAAAGAUGGGCGUAUGAGGUUGUGCAUCGACAAUAGGGAGCGAGUAUGA